UGCAAAAAGCCAACUAUCAUCGAUCAAACAUCUCCCAUCACCCUUUUAAUCAUAUCUCUGCUGACAUCCAGUGGCCAUGUCUAAUCACAACAGCACAAAUCAACAAGUCUGUUCAUCUUUUUGAAUCCACCCUGCUACUGUUGAUAAUAUGUGAACACUGUGAAAUACUACAAGCCUAAAAAUAUGAUCUGAGAAGUGCUUAUCCGCUGCACUCACUGUCAGAAACACAGACUGCAGUGUUCAAUGUUUCCCUAAGGCAAACUUUACAUCUCUGCCCCCCUCCUUAGUUUUUCUCUGACAAUGGACAACACUUACAAGCCUGCACUAACCAAAACAUUUCUGGAGCCAGACGAAAGCCAUCUUUCAUCGCAGCAGCCCUGAAGAUAUGUGCAGACACACACAAUUAAGUGUGAGUCAGUGUGUCUCUGCCUACUCCACAUGCUUGGACAUGUUGGAAAAAGGAUGUGGGUUAAUCUUUAGAGAGUGAACAGGCGAUGUUUUAUAGGUAAUCCCUUGUCACUUCCCAUUAGUUGGUACGUGCCGCUAAUUGAACAAAUCCAACAGGCGAAAGCUGUGUAGCCAAAGUACGUACACUUUAAACAAGUUCUAACCUAUAACAUUCACUGAGCUGUACAUAUCAAAUUAAAGUGUGAUACAAGCAACCAAGUCCUACUUUACUCAACAAAAUAACAUUUCCUGGUUUGCUCACAACAACUAUAGCUUGACCUACAGUUCACUGGACAAUAUGACUGCUUUAACAUUUACAUUGUACAACAAACUGCUUAUGAAGGUCAAGUGUUUUUGUCCCAGACAAAGCUCUUACAUUUUCUUCUGACACCGGUCUCUGACCUCACCAUCAGGUUCUAGCCAUCUCCUAAAAUGAUUGGCUCAGUCUUAUUCCCUGACUAGAUAAGCCCCGCCCUCAGGUUUUAGUCUCUGAGCUGACUUUGAUCCAAGAUAACACACCAUAAGGUGCUGUUUGCUUUCUAAUGUGUGUGGGGGGGAUCAGUUUGUGUGGGUGGCUGGUGUUGUCUUUUGUUGAAUCUGUUGUCUAGAAGCCUCAGCUUGUGUUUUUGAGUGGUUCAGUGGCUUUUCUGGGCUUUGGGAAACAGUGACGCUGCUUUCAUCAUAUGUCAGGAGGAUAUGGAGAAUCAAAGACAAGCUGCAGAGGAUUUGACAACAACAGGAUGUGGCCCCAAAACCCUGAAAGAACUGGUCUCUGAGGCCUGAAUCAGCCCAGUAAUGGCCCUCAAUGAACUGAAAUGGAGUUUUGUUCAGGCCAAGGCUCUAGUCCACUCACUGCUGGUCCUCCUGUGUCUGCACACAGCCACAGGAAUGUCAGGGUGGGGUGGAUGUUUGGAUGGUCAAGAUGUCUUCACAAAAAUCCCAGAAAACAGCCAUUGGGGAGAUGUUGUUGCUGAGCUCAUGGAUGAGAGCACAGUGGAGGGGGUUCACUGGAGCCUAGAGGGAAAUGAUGCUGAUUGGUUCUUCUUGGAUGAGACAAGCAUCCGGCUAAACACAUCGGAAGAGAAGGUCCUUGACCGAGAGGCUCAGGGUCCUGUCUUAAUGGCUGAGUUGUCCUGUUAUGAGGACGACACACUUCAGAGUGUGUACAGGAUCGUGGUGGAGAUCCUCAAUGAAAAUGAUAAUACCCCUGAGUUCACAGAGGACACUGUCACGUCUCUUACUAUCAGUGAGUUGACUCCAGUGAAUACUGUGGUGUUUACCGUUAAGGCCUCUGAUGCAGAUAAUGACAAGAUCAUUUACUCUAUUGACCAGGCAUCACCUGAUGCAGAGUACUUCAAGAUUGACCUCCCCAACAGCGGAGAGGUUAUUCUGUCUAAAUCUCUUGACUAUGAGACCAAAACCCAGCUGACUGUUACAAUCCAUGCCUCCGAAAUGGACACUGCUGAGCACUUCAACACCAGCACCACAUUAACCAUCAUCGUCCAGGAUGGAGAUGACCAAUACCCAGAGUUCCUGCCCUGCAGGCUGCUCUUCCAGGAUGAGACCAGUCGCAUCUGCACCAGCCCUGUGUACACAGUCAAUGUCACAGAGGGGGAAGAGGACGUGGUGUUGGACUUCUCUCCUGGUCUCAUUCAUGCAGUGGAUGGAGACAGAGGACUCAGCUCUCCACUUAGCUAUGUUAUUCUCUCAAGUACCACACACACACCAAUGCAAGUUCAUAUUUAAAAUCUGCGUACAUGUGUACAUCUGUAACUCUGGUUGUGUUCAUGCUAGGAGACGAUGAUGGCCGUUUCCUG
Messenger RNA from Gymnodraco acuticeps, 2264 nucleotides. Its product is annotated as protocadherin-15-like. The record is from RefSeq and is a predicted model, not a curated record. NCBI's taxonomy places the organism in Eukaryota, Metazoa, Chordata, Actinopteri, Perciformes, Bathydraconidae. Gene Ontology annotation, cellular component: adherens junction; catenin complex; membrane. The transcript has 10 exons. Bases 1243 to 2193 code for a protein of 316 amino acids. Gene Ontology annotation, biological process: calcium-dependent cell-cell adhesion; cell morphogenesis; multicellular organism development. Gene Ontology annotation, molecular function: calcium ion binding; cadherin binding.